GUACUUGGAUAUUUAUGAAGUGUUCGGGCGCCUUCGUAUUAUUAGCACUUGUCUGGGUGCCAAGCUUACGAACACUAUGAUAAAUGGCCAAAGACAGUAACGCUUUCCAGAAAGAGGCUCUGCGGUCUAAGCUUAAACCUAACCCUGACAAUCGUCUUUAGAAACAUUUUUUCCCUUCAAUACCGGUACCGUAGUUCUCCGCACACUUUCCCUGCACUGCGUUGACUUCAUACACACUUCAAGAAUUCCUCUGUCUUAUCGCCGGAUACGGUUCAUUGAUCCCCUGCAGACUAAUACUCUUUCCAAAUUAUCCCCAUCAAACGAUAUCUACACCACACAAGCGCAGCCGCAACUCAGACUCUCCCUAGCAUGGUAUGCAUCCCACCGCCCCGGAUCAUGGACAAACUAGCUUAACACCUUACUUUCUCCUCGUGUAGAAAGUGAAAGCUCUUUCGCGGUCGUCCUCGACGUAUUGUCCUGCGGGGACGAAUGCCACCGUGCAGCCCCGAAACCUGGAUCCUGAAAUACACCCUUUCGAAAAGGCUCGUGAGUAUACCCGAGCAUUGAAUGCGACCAAACUAGAGCGCAUGUUUGCGGCCCCCUUUAUCGCUCAACUGGGAACGGGCCAUGUCGACGGCGUAUAUUCGUUAGCAAAAGAUAUCCGCACCCUCAACCGAAUAGCAUCAGGUUCCGGCGACGGCGAGGUCAAAAUAUGGGACCUGGCGGAUAGAAGGGAGGUUUUGACAGUUAAGGCUCAUGAAGGAAUUGUGAAGGGGUUGUGCUUUACAUCUGUUGGCGGGGAUGAUCGAUUGCUAUCCUGCGCGAGUGAUAGGACGGUCAAGCUGUGGAGUCCACGAGGGGUUGGUGCUAGCUCGAACGUUCCCGCUGCGACAUAUCUCGGUCCCGGAGCCUUCAAUGGGGUCUCCCAUCACCGACUGGAUCACACAUUCGCCACUGCAUCAUCUGUGAUAGAUAUCUGGGACAUCGGUCGUUCGAAACCGAUCGCAACUCUCCAGUGGGGCGCCGACACGAUCAAUACUGUCAAGUUCAACCAGUCAGAGACCUCCAUCCUUGCUUCGGCAGGAUCGGACCGAACCUUGAUAUUCUACGAUCUUCGGACCUCGUCCCCGACGGCCAAAGUUGUUACGAGGCUGCGGACGAACGCCAUCUGCUGGAAUCCGAUGGAGCCGUUUAACCUUGCCGCCGCGAGCGAGGACCAUAAUACAUAUAUCUUCGACAUGCGUAAACUCAACAGAGCAUUGAAUGUCCUGAAGGAUCAUGUUUCCGCAGUCAUGGACGUGGAUUAUUCGCCUACCGGGGAAGAAUUGGUGACUGGUAGCUAUGACCGGACUAUCAGGAUCUACAGAGCCCGUGACGGGCAUUCAAGGUAAUUUUAUUCAUAGGACCUAGCUCAUAUAUCAUUUGGGGCGAUCGCCUCCGAAUGCGAAAAGUGCUGACACCAGUGCGACGCUUGCAGGGACAUCUAUCAUACAAAACGAAUGCAACGCAUAUUCUCGGUUGCCUUCACAACCGACACUCGCUAUAUACUCUCCGGGUCUGAUGACGGGAACGUCCGUCUCUGGCGCGCGGAGGCCUCCCAACGCUCCCACAUACGCUCGGCCCGCGAGCGUACAAAACUCGAAUACGAUAACGCCCUCAAAGAAAGAUACAAACACAUGCCCGAGAUUCGUAGGAUAGCGAGGCAUAGACACGUCCCUAAACCUAUAAAGAAAACGGGAGAGAUCAAGAAAAUUGAGGAGGCUAGCCUCAAGAGAAAGGAGGAGAACAGGAGAAAGCAUUCGAAGAAGGGUCAAACGCGGAGAAUCCCGCAAAGGGAAGCGAUGGUUAUUGCCCGAGAAUAAACGAGCGAGGCAUGGUGAGGAGGUAGGGAAAAGGGGAGGGCCAGCACCAGCUAAAUGUAAAAUAGAAAAGCACAUUUUUGAUGAUGGAAACCCAACGUAAUGGAGGGUAAAUAAAUGUCAGAUGCGACAUA
This is a messenger RNA of Tuber aestivum (summer truffle), 1993 nucleotides long. NCBI's taxonomy places the organism in Eukaryota, Fungi, Ascomycota, Pezizomycetes, Pezizales, Tuberaceae. The record is from the annotation of a GenBank genome assembly.